This is a messenger RNA of Lottia gigantea (owl limpet), 891 nucleotides long. RefSeq lists its product as hypothetical. The record is from RefSeq and is a predicted model, not a curated record. The transcript has a single exon. NCBI's taxonomy places the organism in Eukaryota, Metazoa, Mollusca, Gastropoda, Lottiidae. The annotation marks the transcript as partial.
ACACCUAUUACUUGUAACCUAAACCAGUGUUUCUGUAGGACAGUAUCAUCUAUAACACCUAAUACUUGUAACCUAGACCAGUGUUUCUGUAGGACAGUAUCAUCUAUAACACCUAAUACUUGUAACCUAGACCAGUGUUUCUGUAGGACAGUAUCUUCUAUAACACCUAAUACUUGUAACCUAGACCAGUGUUUCUGUAGGACAGUAUCAUCUAUAACACCUAAUACUUGUAACCUAGACCAUUGUUGCUGUAGGACAGUAUCAUCUAUAACACCAAAUACUUGUGACCUAGACCUGUGUUUCUAUAGGAGAGUAUCAUCUAUAACACCUAAUACUUGUAACCUAGACCAGUGUUGCUGUAGGACAGUAUCAUCUAUAACACCUAAUACUUGUGACCUAGACCAGUGUUUCUAUAGGAGAGUAUCUUCUAUAACACCUAAUACUUGUGACCUAGAUCAGUGUUUCUAUAGGAGAGUAUCAUCUAUAACACCUAAUACUUGUAACCUAAACCAGUGUUUCUAUAGGAGAGUAUAUUCUAUAACACCAAAUACUAGUGACCUAGACCAUUGUUUCUAUAGGAGAAUAUCUUCGAUAACACUUAAUACUUGUGACCUAGACCAGUGUUGCUAUAGGAGAGUAUCUUCUAUAACACCAAAUACUAGUGACCUAGACCAGUGCUUCUAUUGGAAAGUAUCUUCUAUAACACCUAAUACUUGUGACCUAGACCAGUGUUUCUAUAGGAAAGUAUCUUCUAUAACACCUAAUACUUGUGACCUAGACCAGUGUUUCUAUAGGAGAGUAUCUUCUAUAACACAUAAUACUUGUGACCUAGACCAGUGUUUCUAUAGGAGAGUAUCUUCUAUAACACCUAAUACUUGUGACCUAGACUAG